CGUGCAUGGCGUACCAUAAGUGAGGCAGAGAGAGCGGAAGGAGAGAAGAUGGCGAUGGGGAACGACUCGGACGAGUCGACUUUGUCAGAUGAGGAGUAUGACCCGGUGGAGGAGGUGCAGCGAGUCAUCGAAUCGGUGGUUCAGUUCGGGGACUACCGGAGGACGCAGCGGAGGGAGUGCCACAACCUCGUGCGCCGUUUCAAGCUCAUGUUGCCGAUCUUGGAAGAGCUUCGCGACAUCCCACAACCCUUUACGAAAAACGGCGUCGCUUGGUUAGUCAAAUUCAAGGAGGCGCUAUUGUUCGCCAAGGAUUUGUUGCAACUGUGCAACCAAGGAAGCAAGAUUUACCUCUCUUUGGAGACAGAGACGAUAAUGGCCACGUUUCAGAAAGUGUAUGAAAAAUUAAGCCAAGCGUUUGGUGGCGUGCCUUGUGAGGAAAUGGGCAUCUCGGAUGAAGUCAAAGAGCAGCUUGAGCUAAUGCACGUGCAACUGAAGCGAGCGAGGAGAAGAACUGAUACACAGGACAUAGAACUUGCGAUGGAUAUGAUGGUAGUGUUCUCUGACGAGGAUGAUAGAAAUUCUGACAGUGCUAUAAUCGAGAGGCUGGCAAAAAAGUUGGAGCUUCAUAGUGUUGAGGAACUUAACAUAGAAACAAUGGCCAUCAGGCAACUUGCAGAAGAAAGAAAAGGGCAACAGAUUGAAAGUACUACGCGAAUAAUCAAUCUUCUCAACAAAUUCAAACGCGUUGCAGGCAUGCCAGAAACCACUGUCCUUGACGAUCCUGUCGCACCCAAGAUGCUAGAGAGGUCCACCUCUUUGGUCAUCCCACACGAGUUUCUCUGCCCAAUAACACUAGAAAUCAUGACAGAUCCUGUUAUCAUAGCAAGUGGACAGACAUUUGAAAAGGAAAGCAUAGAGAAGUGGUUCGAAGCCAACCACAACACAUGCCCAAAGACUAGGCAACCUUUGCAGCACAUGUCAUUGGCACCAAACUGCGCAUUGAGAAAUUUGAUCGAAGAAUGGUGUGUGAACAACAACUUCAAGCUUCCCAAAAAGUACGAUUCAGCAAAAGAAAGUUGUCCAGGCAAAGAGGAAAUUCCUUGUUUGGUUGACGGCUUAGGGUCCAUUCAUUUAGAAGAGCAGAGAAAAGCAGUGGAGAAGAUACGUAUGUUGUCAAAGGAGAAUGCUGAGAACAGGGUGUUGGUUGCUGAAUGUGGAGGAAUACCACCACUAGUGCAACUACUGUCGUAUCCAGAUUCAAAAAUACAAGAGCAUGCUGUGACAGCACUUUUGAACCUAUCAAUUGAUGAGGGUAACAAGAGACUUAUAUCAUCAGAAGGUGCGAUUCCAGCCAUCAUAGAAGUUUUGGAGAAUGGAAGUUGUGUGGCUAAGGAAAACUCAGCAGCAACUUUAUUUAGCUUGUCAAUGCUUGAUGAGAUUAAAGAGAUUGUUGGUCAAUCAAAUGGGUUGCCACCUUUGGUGAAUUUGUUGAAGAAUGGAACAGUUAGAGGGAAGAAAGAUGCUAUCACAGCUCUUUUCAACUUAUCACUGAACCAAGCAAACAAAGGUAGGGCCAUUAGGGCUGGCAUUGUAGCACCUUUGGUUCAGUUGCUGAAGGACGUAAACUUAGGGUUGAUUGAUGAGGCUCUCUCCAUUCUGUUACUCCUUGUCUCAAAUUCAGAAGGAAGACAAGAGAUUGGACAACUUAGUUUCAUCGAAAUUCUUGUUCAGUUCAUGCGAGAAGGAAGUCCGAAGAACAAGGAAUGUGCAGCCUCAGUUCUUCUUGAGUUGUGCUUAAAUAACUCAUCCUUCAUAUUGGCAGCACUUCAGUUUGGAGUGUAUGAACAUUUGAUAGAAAUCAAACAAAAUGGAACAAAUAGAGCACAGAGGAAAGCAAUGGCAAUCUUAGAACUCAUAACCAAGAGCGAGCAGAUUUAAUCUUUCCUUUCUCCAAUUAAUGUAGUAUCAUUUCAUAGUA
Molecule: messenger RNA, 1978 nt
Organism: Vigna angularis (adzuki bean)
Lineage: Eukaryota; Viridiplantae; Streptophyta; Magnoliopsida; Fabales; Fabaceae
Product: U-box domain-containing protein 15
Exons: 4
Coding region: 49-1938 (629 amino acids)
Biological process (GO): cell surface receptor signaling pathway; protein ubiquitination
Cellular component (GO): cytoplasm; nucleus
Molecular function (GO): protein binding; ubiquitin-protein transferase activity
Source: RefSeq, a predicted model, not a curated record